Messenger RNA from Lampris incognitus (smalleye Pacific opah), 2315 nucleotides. RefSeq names its product sialidase-4-like. The coding region runs from base 183 to 1322 and encodes 379 amino acids. Gene Ontology annotation, molecular function: exo-alpha-sialidase activity. The transcript has 4 exons. Gene Ontology annotation, biological process: ganglioside catabolic process; oligosaccharide catabolic process. NCBI's taxonomy places the organism in Eukaryota, Metazoa, Chordata, Actinopteri, Lampriformes, Lampridae. The record is from RefSeq and is a predicted model, not a curated record. Gene Ontology annotation, cellular component: cytoplasm; lysosome; membrane.
GGAAAAAAUAAACAAACUCGGCGUUCAGGGGAAGGAUAAAAAUAAGAAAAGAAAGCGAUCGACGGCGAGGACAAACUGAUAACCAUUGGUGUAGCCUUUCCUCGUUGGAGAACGCUGAAAGAAGAGAGUGAAGGGCACAGCACCAAUGGCGGUCUUGUCAAUCCGCAUAGUGAUUUGGCAAAAUGUUACGUCGGACGCCCUUCCUGACACAACCACUAAUCCUAUGGACGGGGGCACAGAUGGAGAAAAACACCCUUCUGGCUUUCGCAGAGAGGCGGACGACUGCAGCAGACGAAAGCACAGAAAUGCUGGUUAUGAAGAGAGGAACGCUGAAGAAAGAUGACUGUAACAAGGUCAAUAUUGAGUGGUCAGAAUUGGAGGAGGUGAAAAAGGCACGACUAUCUGGAUACCGUCCAAUGAACCCCUGCCCAGUGUAUGAGAAGAACACCAAAACUCUGUUCCUCUUUUUCAUCUGCGUAAAGGGAACUGUCUCGGAGGAAUACCAGAGGUACUUGGGCUGCAACAAGACCCGUCUCUGCUACAUCAAGAGCCAUAAUGAUGGCCAAGAUUGGGAAGAGGUGCAGGACUUGACCGACAAGCUACAUGAUGUUAUCAAGGACUGGACGACUUUUGCUGUGGGGCCUGGCCAUGGUAUUCAACUCAGUAGUGGUAGAUUAAUUAUACCGGCAUAUGCUUAUUUUCCCUGUGUGCCAUUUAAUUGUUCACACCCAUUUGCACUGUGUUUGUAUAGUGAAGAUUCUGGCGAAACAUGGAAAGUUGGCAAUAAGCUUAAAAAAAUAUCACUAGAAUGUGAAAUGGCAGAGAUUUUUGAUGAUGCAGGGCAGAGCUAUGUUUACUGCAAUGCCCGCAGUGAAGGUGGCUGUCGAAUAGAGGCUGUGAGUGAGAACAAUGGAGAGGAUUUCAGAAUUCUAGAUUCUGCAGAUAAACUUGUUGAAACAGGAAAGGGAGGUUGUCAGGGAAGUGUGAUUGCCUUUCCUGCGCAAGGUGAAUCUGAAAAUGCAAACAGUAUCCCAUCCCAGAACGCUAAAACUUGGCUGUUCUUCACCCACCCAACCAGUAAUUCAAGUAGGACCAAUUUAGGCACAUAUGUAAACCGGUCCCCACUAAAACCAAGUGAAUGGAGCUGUCCCUGGGUCAUUCAGAAUGGACCCAGUGGUUAUUCAGACCUGGCUUUGAUUGGUGAUGGUCAAUUUGCAUGUAUAAUGGAGUGUGGGGAGCAAAGUGAACUUGAACGGAUUGCCUGUGUAGUCUUUACCUACAGGGAUUUCACUGAACAUGAAAAAUCUGUGGUUUUUAGUUGAUGUCACAGCGACUGUUUCAAUGACUGCCAAAGUAUGUCCCUCCCUAAUCAGCUUGCAUGUGAAAUGCUGCUUGUAAGCAAGUCUUUUGUGGUAUCUUUUAUGGAUAAAAUGUAAUUGUAACUGAUGGAUCAUCAGUUAGCAACAAAGGUAAAUAUACUCAGGUUCUCCACUGAUACAAUGAAAUCUAAAUCUGCUCGUCUGGCUAUAACGCUAAAUCGAGCCUUGAAGUUGGAUAUCAGCGUUGAAAUAUCAGUUGUUCACAUCUGUCUUGCUAGUCCUUACCCAAGCUUUGCUGUCCUAAAAUAAUUCUGCCCAAACAUACUGAUGUAUGUUCUGAUGAAGGUCGAAGGCGACAGGUAUGGGUGGGUGCAAGUCCAUGAAUGCUGGGAUGGCAUCCAGUGCCCCCAUCCAUAGGGUUAGUGGUUGUGUUAGGAAGGGCAUCCGACAUAAAAUUCUGCCAAAGCAGUGUGCAGGUUGACAAGACCAUACCGGAUCAGUCGAGGCCACCAUUGGUGCUGUGCCCUCACAGGGUACCAGUGGAAACUAUAAAAUCUGCUGUGGCUGUGGCGACCCCUGAAAAACAGGGAACAAGCCAAAAGAAGAAGAGGAGGGAGAUGUUCUGAUGAAGGCCUAAUAGACCAAAAACUCAACUAAAAGUCAAUAUUGCAUAAAUCUAAGUGUGCGGAAGUCUUUUCUAUCAGUUUGGACUCAUUGAUGCUUCCAGCAACUUAGUGAAGAUGUAGCUGGGUGGAGCGGUGGUCAGUCUGCAUUGUCUCCAUCGCCCACUGGAAACCUCAUCUUUUCUCCCUCCUAGACAAAACAGCAUUUAAUAUAUUCCUUUCUAAUAGCUUAAUGGUUAGUCCCUGUUUGUUUACGCUGAGCUGCUGCCAGACUCCUUGACUGUUGAUUAAUCUGCAAUGUCUAUUGUUCAUGUGAAAAGUUCAUUUUACUUCCUGAUAUAAUUUGUCUGCAUAGCACUUAUAAUAAACCUGA